UAGUGAACCCUGAAUACAAUACCAAUUUGUAAGUCGCUCUGGAUAAGAGCGUCUGCUAAAUGUAAAUGUACAGAAAAUGAAUGGUGAAUUCUGGACACAGUAGACUCCUCCUCCUCACAACUCUUAUUAUUUACACAUUUUGGCGUGGUGUCAUAACACAAUGGAACAACUGAAGAAAGAUGUUAAAUUUAAUCCAUCAACAACAGCCAAUUUAUUUUCACGGGUGUUUUUCUGUUGGGUAACCCCUUUAUUCAGUAUUGGAAAUAAGCGGAGGCUAGAGGAAGAUGACAUGUACCAAGUGCUUCCUGAUGAUGCUUCUCAGGUCCUGGGAGAGGAACUGCAGAGGCAUUGGGAUAAGGAGGUUCGAAUGGCUGCCAAGGAGCUGCGGAUGCCCAAACUCACCAAAGCCAUCGUGAAGUGCUAUGGGAAACCCUACGCAAUGCUGGGGAUCUUUAGUUUCUCCGUAGAGGUGAUUAAGGUGAUCCAGCCAGUGUUCUUGGGAAAGCUGAUCCAGUACUUUGAGAAGUACGAUCCAAAUGACAUGGAUGCACUGUAUGAGGCCUUCGGCUACGCUGCUGGUGUCUCUCUGUCCACCGUUGCGCUGACCAUCCUCCAAAGUCUCUACUUCUACCACGCCUUGAGGAUCGGCAUGAAGAUACGAGUGGCCAUGUGUCACAUGAUCUACAAGAAGGCCCUGUGUCUCAGCAGCGCAGCAAUGGGAAGAGCAACCACAGGCCAAAUAGUGAACCUGCUAUCCAACGAUGUCAACAGGUUUGAUGAGGUGACCAUGAAUCUGCACUACCUCUGGAUAGCACCUCUUCAGGCUGUGGUGGUUAUCAUACUCCUGUGGUAUGAGAUUGGCCCGUCGUGCCUGGCAGGCAUGGCUGUCCUUGUGUUCCUCAUGCCACUACAGACCAUGUUUGGAAAGCUCUUCGGAUCCCUCAGGAGUAAGACCGCUGUCCUGACAGACAAUAGAAUACGCACCAUGAUUGAAGUGGUGUCUGGAAUCAGGAUCAUCAAAAUGUAUGCCUGGGAAAAGCCCUUCUCAGCACUCGUCAAUGAAGUCCGAAGGAAAGAGAUCUCCAAGAUCAUGUCUAGCUCCUACCUGCGAGGCCUCAACAUAGCCUCCUUCUUUGCGGCCAGUAAGAUCAUCGUCUUCAUCACCUUCACUGUCUACGUCCUCCUGGGGAACACCAUCUCAGCCAGCCGGGUGUUUGUGGCAGUGUCUCUAUAUGGUGCCAUCAAGCUCACAGUGACCCUCUUCUUUCCACUGGCCAUCGAGAAGGUGUUCGAGACCAUCAUCAGUAUCCGCAGGAUCAAGAAUUUCCUUCUGUUGGAUGAGAUUGAGAGAAACAACAUGAGAUUCACCCUGGAGGAAGAGAAAGACGCCUCUGUUGAGAUCAAGGACUUAAUUUGCUACUGGGACAAGUGUCUGGAAGCCCCGUCUCUCCAGAACCUGUCACUCACAGUGAAGUUGGAGCAGCUUGUCGCAGUCAUUGGACCUGUGGGGGCUGGAAAGUCCUCUCUGCUAAGCGCCAUCCUGGGGGAGCUGCCUCACGACAAGGGUGUGUUGAGGAUCAAAGGUCAGCUGACCUACUCCUCCCAGCAGCCCUGGGUGUUCCCUGGAACCAUCCGCAGCAACAUCCUGUUUGGCAAAGAGCUCCAUCUUCAGAAGUAUGAGAAGGUCCUGAGAGCCUGCGCCCUCAAGAGGGACAUGGAGCUGCUGCCAGACGGGGACCUGACAGUGAUCGGGGACAGAGGAGCCACCCUCAGUGGGGGACAGAAAGCUAGAGUGAACCUGGCCCGGGCUGUGUACCAGGAUGCUGAUAUCUACCUGCUGGACGACCCUCUAAGUGCUGUGGAUGCUGAGGUCGGGAGACACCUGUUUGAACAGUGUAUCUGUGGUAUUCUGAAGAAUAAGCCCCGCAUCCUGGUCACCCACCAGUUGCAGUACCUCCAAGCAGCCGACCAGAUCCUCGUCCUCAAGGAGGGUCACGUGGUGGCGAGGGGGACAUACUCCGAGCUGCAGCACUCUGGGGUUGACUUCACCUCCCUGCUGAAGAGCGACGAGGAGGAGCCACAAACCAACAACAAUCACUCAGUGGUCAAACACGCCCUCUCCCAGAACUCUGUUUGCUCCCGGAAUUCAGUGGUCUCCCACACCACCUCCAUGCACUCUGUUAAAGAUGGAGCUGAACAGCUUCCGGAGGAGCCUGCCCAGACAGUAGCAGAGGAGAGACGAUCGGAGGGCAACAUCGGUGCCACCCUCUACUUCAAGUACUUCAAUGCAGGAGCCAGCAUCCUGGUUAUGCUGGGCACAGUCCUCCUCAGUCUCAUCGCUGAGGUAGCGUACGUUCUUCAGGAUUGGUGGCUGGCCUAUUGGGCAGGAGAGCAGGAGAAACUCAAUAUUAACGGCACUGUGAUUGUCCAAAAUGGCCUCAACAUCACUCAAGAGUUGGACCUCGGUUUCUACAUGGGCAUUUAUGCAGGUUUGACUCUGGCCUCAGUCAUCUUUGGCUUUGCCAGGAGUCUGUUGAUGUUCAAUGUGCUGGUGAAAGCUGCUCAAUCUCUGCACAACCGCAUGUUCAACUCUAUCCUCCGAACGCCUGUACGCUUCUUUGACAUCAACCCAAUUGGGAGAAUUCUCAACAGGUUCUCUAAGGACAUCGGCCAGCUGGAUUCCAUGUUACCUAAUACCUUUGUUGACUUCUGUCAGUUGAUCCUGCAGAAUAUCGGCGUGGUGGUGGUGGCAGCCUCAGUCAUGCCCUGGAUCCUCAUCCCUGUGGUUCCUCUACUCAUCGUCUUCCUGUUCCUGAGACGCUACUUCCUGCAGACAUCACGGGACGUCAAACGCCUGGAGUCCACCACUCGGAGUCCCGUCUUCUCCCACCUGUCCUCGUCCCUCCAAGGUCUGUGGACGAUCCGAGCCUUCAGAGCCGAGGAGAGAUUCCAGAACAUCUUUGACACUCAUCAGGAUCUGCACUCAGAGUCCUGGUUCCUGUUCCUGGUCACCUCUCGCUGGUUCGCUCUCCGACUGGAUGGAAUCUGUUCGGCCUUUGUCACUGUCACUGCCUUCGGCUGCCUCUUCCUCAGAGAUGGGCUGGAGGCGGGAGCUGUGGGUUUGGUUUUGUCCUACGCUGUCACCCUUCUUGGGAACUUCCAAUGGACCGUUCGUCAGAGUGCGGAGGUGGAGAACAUGAUGACGUCAGUAGAGAGGGUAGUGGAGUACACAGAGCUGGAGAGUGAAGCACCCUGGGAAACCCAGAAACGUCCUUCUCCUGAGUGGCCGAGCCAAGGCCUCAUAACCUUUGACCGGGUGAACUUCUCCUACAGCUCAGACGGACCUUUGGUCCUGAAGGACAUGAAGGCCAUGUUCAGGCCCAAAGAGAAGGUUGGCAUCGUGGGCAGGACGGGUGCGGGGAAAAGCUCCCUGGUAUCGGCGCUCUUCCGCCUGGCAGAGCCAGAGGGCAGGAUCUACAUCGAUGGAGUUUUGACCUCUGAGAUCGGCCUUCAUGACCUGCGCCAGAAGAUGUCCAUCAUACCUCAGGACCCAGUGCUUUUCACCGGCACCAUGAGGAAGAACCUGGACCCUUUCAGCCAGCACACAGACGAGGACCUGUGGAACGCACUCCAAGAGGUCCAGCUGAAGUAUGUGGUGGAGGAGCUGCCCAAUAAGAUGGAGACGGUUCUGGCCGAGUCGGGCUCCAACUUCAGUGUGGGUCAGAGGCAGCUGGUCUGUCUGGCCCGAGCCAUCCUGAGGAAGAACCGCAUCCUUAUCAUCGACGAGGCCACGGCCAACGUGGACCCCAGAACAGACGAGCUGAUCCAGAAGACGAUACGAGACAAAUUCAGGGAGUGCACCGUGCUCACAAUCGCCCACCGCCUCAACACCAUCAUAGACAGCGACCGCAUUCUGGUGCUAGGCGCUGGUAUGAUCCAGGAGUUUGACGAGCCGUACGUCCUGCUUCAGAACCAGGAAAGUGCCCUCUACAGGAUAGUCCAGCAGACGGGCAAGGCCGAGGCAGCUGCCCUGCUGGAAUCAGCCAAACAGGCGUAUGUGAACAACAGCAACAGCCAUGGUCCAAAAAAGGCCAACGGAGUGGUGGUCUUCUUUGAGACGGUCGUGUGACAGUGCAGGCACUUGACGAGCAGAAAGAGAUCAAUUGGGCAGAUAUCACAUUUUUUCCACUAAUUGGUCUUUUGACCAAUCACAUCAGAUCUUUUCACAUAUCUUUUUCAGAGCUGAUCGGUCCAAAAAUGAUAAUGGCUGCCUGUGUAAACGCAGCCAGGGUAAUAUUUAUGGUAAGCUGUUGAUUACUUGUUUACAUGCAAAAUCAGGAAAGAUUUAUGGAACUGACUUUUUAAAUAUGCAGUGCUUUAUCAGUUAUUUUUUAAAUUAAAAUAAGGAAGCAAAAUGUCCUUCCUUACUGGCACUUUGCUGAUGUGUUGCAUCUUUAAUACUACUUUUACUCAUCAUUGACAAUCAUAAGAAUAGUGUUACAACAAUGGAAGUAGCAUUGCAUUUUCAUACUUUGUGCCUCAAUCUUAUAGUAUUUGAACUGCUGCUACUCCUAUUGAUUUCUCCUACUGCACAGUACACACUAUCCUGACAUCAUGCUGCACCGUCUAUGCAAUCACUUUACUGGGCAAUGGAACUAAUUGGAGUGUGUAUUCAUAUACUAUACGUGCAAUGGAAAAUUACACUUCACCAUUGUAUGCACAUGAAAAAACAUGCUGUCAUUAUGCUAUAAGGUAUUUGGGGAUUUAUGGGAAUUAACUUGACCAAAGUGAGUAACCCAUGUAUGUCUCACGUUGUUUGCAUGAGUGAAAGCUGUGUAACGGUUGUAAGGACUAUCUAGAUAAUUUAAAAAGCAGGAAUACCUACCCGUCAAUGUGAAAAUGCAUUGAACUAUAUGCUGUUAUCUUGAACGUUGACUUAUUCCCUAAUGGGGCAGUAUGGAGAGACCUUGACCUCUUGAUUCCUUUGAUUUUGCUUUUUUAAAAUGUUUUUGUAGUGGAUGUAAAAUUAAAUUGUUUUCCCAAAGGUGUUCUUAAUUUUAUAUGUACCUAUAGCAACAUAGUACCUCUGUUUCAGAUAUAUUGAUGUUCCUUACACAGUGAAGUUUGUUUGUAAAAUAAUAUUGUGAAAUGUAACCUUAAUUUUAAUACAAACUGUUAUUUAAGUCUCUUAUGUGACGUCUUCAAAGCAAACAUGUAGUUGCUCUUCUUUUGGAGUUUGUUAAUACUAUCAGCAUUGACUAAAGAAAAGGGACCAAAAUGAUAGCUCCUCAAUUUUACACCACCUUUUCCUUUUCAUAGGCUGGUUUUGUAAGCCUCUUUCCACAAUUUCACUUCACCCUCUUCAAACACACACUUAAACAGUAUUACAUUAUCCACCUUUAUAGACAUGAACAUUUUCAGGGAAACCAAAUAUACACAGGUUUUACAAGUAUAUCAAGAAUAUAAAUGCAUAAUCUGUGACUUUUUGCAGUGAAAAUACUUGUGUGUAACUCAUGACUAUUUAAGGACAACCUUACGCAAUGUGAGUAGGAGGAUGCAUUAUAUUAGGCUGACAUCAGAUAUUUUUCAGACCUGAAAAAAAUAUCAAAAUUGGUCUGCCUGUCUAAACGCAGCAGUAGAGUUUUCCUUAUCCAAUCUUGUUCUAAGGACGAAUGUGAAUGGUCAGUGGGUGGAGCUUGCAAGAGGUGAGAGCAGGUGAGAGUCAAAUAAAGAACCUAAUUUUAGGGAGGUGGAUGGAGGGUGUUAAACGCGGGUUGUGACAGGCUAGGUUGCCAGUUCAAAUCUGGCAUGAGACUUUUGUUUUUCAACCUUACCCAACAUUCCUCACAUUUCUAAUCUACAUGACUAACUGACUGAACAGCUUUAAAUAUGUGAAACAACCAGGGUGGUGCCCUCCCCCUGAUGGCACCGUGGACUAGGUACAGGGAUAUGGACCAGAAGGUCACAGGUUCUAAUCUUGUUGAUGCCAAGCCAGAGGUUCAAAUUUCAGUGUGGUUUUUGUUUUCUAACCUUACCCCAACCCCUAUUCCUGAACAUAAACAAUCACCUUUGUUUCUGCCCUCUACAGAACAUCUAAUAAGGAAAACCACAUUUAUCAGUCCUGUGAAUUUCCUCACAUAAACAUAUCACCACGUCAACGGUUGCAUUAGUGAAACGAGAUGAUUUUACAAUUGUAUUAAAAAAAAUGGAUUAGGGGCUUUAUUCAAUCCGUAUGGCGGAAGUUCCACACUAUAGCGCGAUUGAAAGGCAACGUUCCCGCAUUCGGAGACUGUAUUCAAGGUAAACGCCACAUGUCAGCUUAAUCAGAAAUUACCUUUACAUUUUAAUCAUGCUAUAAUGCAGAUCUUCUGCGCUACAGAUUUAAUCUAGCCCUUAGUCACUCAGAAAUAGAAAUGUAAGUGACAUUUAUUCACGUAAACUAAUCCGACAAGACCUGAGGAUGAGGAUCAAUGCUGAAUAUAAAAGGGACAUACAGUAAAUUAUAUCAAUUACAAGCUAGAAAAGCUCCCUCCAUUUCUUAAAAACCCAGUGCAGUCAAACGCGAUUUACCUAGGUUAGGUUGCCAGUUAGAAUCCGGCGUGUGACUUUUGUUUUUCAACCUUACCCAACAUUCCUCACUAAUCACAUUUCUAAUCUACAUGACUAACCAUUUCUUAAAGACCCAGUGCAGUCAAACUUGAUUUUCCUGUGUUUUAUAUACAUUUCCACACUGAGGUUGGAGUAAUACUGUGAAAUUAUGAAAAUGAUGAUGCCCUUGCUGUUUGAAAAGACUGCCUGAAAUGUCAGCCUAUUUUGAGAUAGUUUUGGCCUUCCAUGGUGAUGUCACCAUGC
Messenger RNA from Coregonus clupeaformis (lake whitefish), 6852 nucleotides. Its product is annotated as ATP-binding cassette sub-family C member 4. Gene Ontology annotation, molecular function: ATP hydrolysis activity; ATP binding; ABC-type transporter activity. Gene Ontology annotation, biological process: transmembrane transport. The record is from RefSeq and is a predicted model, not a curated record. The coding region runs from base 161 to 4129 and encodes 1322 amino acids. Lineage: Eukaryota; Metazoa; Chordata; Actinopteri; Salmoniformes; Salmonidae. The transcript is spliced from 29 exons. Gene Ontology annotation, cellular component: plasma membrane.